CUUCCAGCUCCACCUUCAGAACCCCACAGUACGACACGCGUCAAGUUGCUUGCCAGUACUAGAAGCACAAAUCGUCGUUCGCAAAAGGCUCGAUACUCCAGAUAUAGCGCGUCACUCUAGCUACAUUUACCAGCAGUCUUCGAUAGAUAACUGACCGAUGCAGAUACACAAUGUCGUAUGGACCUGCCCGUCUCUCAGGACGAUGGUGCAUGCGCGCAUUUUUCAGCUUGCGGUUGCCCUCCGUAGCCUUGUCGACGACGUCCGGCGACCAAGUUGACUUGCCAUCACUGUCUGGUCUGAAAUUUCGCUUUUGCUAUCCCAGAACUGGUGCGCCGGACGAGAAAAUCACGCCAACAUGGAACGCUGUACCUGGUGCCCGGGUUUGUACACCCCAGGUUUGCUCCUUCCGUGAUAAGAUAGACAAAUUUCGGCAGCUUAGGGUGGAGCAUUUAUACGGUCUGUCUACACAGGAUACCCAGUAUCAACAGGAAGCACGAGAGCGAUUGCAUUUGCCAUACGAUCUGCUGUCGGACGAUACGCUGGAGUUUGCGAUGGCGCUAAAGCUGCCGACGUUUGAGUGGUAGGGGCAAAGCCUCGUGACGAGGCUUGUGUUUGCAAUAGAGGAAGGGGAUAUCGCCAAUGGCUGGUAUCCUGUCUUCCCUCCGGACAAACGCGAAGAAUGUCACGGAGUAGCUGAAACGAGAUGAAAAGCGUGAAUGCUAGCUCGCUUGGAACAGCGCUUCGUCGACUUUAGGGCACAUCUUCUUAGUCACCCAGCAAAGCGCUAACUAGCUGAGACACUAAUUCCAAGUGUUGUGCUGCAGCAUCAAUAGUAGCUCAACGUAAAACACCCAAUCGAUUACCGAAAAGAGAGACUCGCAACCUCUGGCUGUUUGCUGUCUGUCUAGCAA
Molecule: messenger RNA, 911 nt
Organism: Paraphaeosphaeria sporulosa
Lineage: Eukaryota; Fungi; Ascomycota; Dothideomycetes; Pleosporales; Didymosphaeriaceae
Exons: 2
Coding region: 171-584 (137 amino acids)
Molecular function (GO): antioxidant activity; oxidoreductase activity
Source: RefSeq, a predicted model, not a curated record